AUGGCCAGCGCCUUUACACUGUGCGAGUCAGCAUUACCCAAAACACAGAGCGCGAGCAAUACACGACCUCACCGUCCGCUGUCCACAGCACAACUCCUCCGCGCGAUCAGUGUUCUUGGUUGGUGUGGAGAGCCAGCAGAGGGUGUGUUACUCCGGCCCCCACCGGAACCUGAUCCUGAUAAUCCGGAUGACUGGAUGAAGCAAGUCAUGCAAGAGAUACGAAAGCGUUGCCCGGGAAGGAGGCAACCCAGUACUCCAGCUGCUGCAGAGUGUUCCAGUCCGAUACCCCUUGGUAUGGAGGACGGGACAAUCCACGAUGAUCGCAUCACGGCGUCCACUGCUUACGACAACUACCCUGCGAUAUUGUUAUUUCAUUGUUCCUCAUCCUCUCUUCCCUCUGUGUACAGUAACGAUGCCAAUCCCUGGAUCGAGGUGAACCUCGUUGAGCCUACAGUGGUGAGCGGGGUCAUCACACAAGGCCACCACUAUCAAGAUGUGAAGAAGUACAAGGUGGCGUACAAGAAGCAGCCCUCAUCUGACUAUGAACACGUAACAGAUGGAAACGGAAAUAUCAAGGUGUUCAUCGGUAACACUGAUGGCCAAACCCCGGUCACUAACCUGUUUGCUGAGAGUGUGGUCGCCACGGUAGUCCGCAUUGAGCUUAUUGAACGGUAUGUGCAUGCUGCUCUGCGAUUGGAGCUGCUUGGAUGUCGCCGUGAUUAAUUCAGCUGAAGCAUUCAGGUUAUUGUGUUCGACAGCGCUGACAUUUCAUUCAAUGCAAAAGAAAUUCGACAACUAUAUUGAA
Patiria miniata (bat star) is the source of this 805-nucleotide messenger RNA. RefSeq names its product lactadherin-like. The coding region runs from base 1 to 723 and encodes 240 amino acids. The transcript has 5 exons. NCBI's taxonomy places the organism in Eukaryota, Metazoa, Echinodermata, Asteroidea, Valvatida, Asterinidae. The record is from RefSeq and is a predicted model, not a curated record.